UUCGUGGUGCAUUCUAGUCGGGUGCCGCGUACCGGUAAUCCUUGCUUGGAUCACGUGACGGAUCGCUGACAGGAGACAGCUCGCCACGGCGAAGCCGGAACGUCGCGAAGAUGCUGACCAUGUCGACUCUGAUGAUGCCCACUACGAUGACCACCAUGACGAAUCCUGGCCCUAUACCGGCGCACAGCAUGCCGCAGAAGAUAGAACCGCCUAAGCUGACCGCAGCAGCUACGCUCACCCACACGGCAACAGCCGGCAACAAAUCAGAACACUACCACAUAUUCGUAGGAGAUCUGAGCCCGGAGAUCGAGACGCAGACCUUGAGGGAAGCCUUCGCUCCUUUCGGCGAAAUCUC
This is a messenger RNA of Eufriesea mexicana, 355 nucleotides long. RefSeq names its product nucleolysin TIA-1. The annotation marks the transcript as partial. Gene Ontology annotation, molecular function: nucleic acid binding. The transcript has 2 exons. The record is from RefSeq and is a predicted model, not a curated record. NCBI's taxonomy places the organism in Eukaryota, Metazoa, Arthropoda, Insecta, Hymenoptera, Apidae.